AGAAUUAGACUCCAACGAUUAUUCAAAGCAUCUGAGAUUGAAAACGCAACGUCCUUUGUCGCGUAAUAGCAUCGCUGACGGAGAUGCAUACAUAGAAGGAGAAAGCGAUGCUUUGUUCCUCUUUUGUUCUUCCUCUUUCCAAUCUUCAAUUUCAGGGUUCCUUUAAUCUCAACGUUCCUCUUCAAUCUCAAGCUCCGUUCACUCCAACACCACUACGGUUGCACAAUGGGAGCCAUUCCUGUUUAUUCUCUGAACCCCUCCUUCAUUUUAAAGAUUUAGAAAUGGAUGGACCAGCUGGCCGAGGUGGUACUGGCCUCGACAUGUUUGUACCAAAUUAUAAAUUGGGAAAAACUCUUGGGAUUGGAUCUUUUGGCAAGGUGAAAAUUGCAGAACAUGUAUUGACUGGUCAUAAGGUUGCAAUCAAGAUCCUAAAUCGGCGCAAGAUAAAGAACAUGGAAAUGGAAGAAAAAGUGAAAUUAGAACUUGAAGUUUUAAAAUUGCUCAAUCAUCCUCGCAUUAUAAAACUUCAUGAGGUGAUAGAAACUCCAACUGACAUAUGUGUUGUUAUGGAGUAUGCUUGUAGAGAGCUUUUUGAUUACGUAAUAGAAAAAGGAAGGUUAGAAGAAGACGAAGCUCGUAAUAUUUUUCAGCAGAUAAUCUCAGGAGUGGAGUAUUGUCACAAUAAGAUGGUGGCUCAUAGAGAUUUGAAACCUGAAAACAUACUUUUGGACUUCAAUUGUGAUGUCAAGAUAACUGGUUUUGGCUGGAGCAACAUCAUGCAUGCUGGUUACUUUCUUAAGACAAGUUGUGGAAGCCCUAACUAUGCAGCUCCUGAGGUUAUAUGUGGAAAAUUAUAUACUGGACCCGAAGUUGAUGUAUGGAGUUGUGGUGUAGUUCUGUAUUUUAUUCUUUGUGGAUUUCUACCUUUUGACGAUGAAAACAUUCCAAAUCUCUUCAACAAAAUAAAGGGAGGGGUUUUCACCAUUCCAUGUUACCUAUCUCCUGGAGCUAGAGAUUUGAUAUCAAAGAUGCUUGAUGUGGAACCUCUCAAAAGGAUAACAGUAUCUGAGAUCCAACAACACCCAUGGUUGCAACUUCAACUUUAGCCUAACAAAUUAGAUACAAUGUAUAUUGUUGCCCAUUUCUACAAAGGGUAGAUUAUGUUAAAAGUAAAUUGGGUUAAGUAGGUUCUUUUAUGCUAAUAAAUCUUGAUUUGGAUGUGGAAAAAAAUCAUGCAUUUGUAUUUAUGUAAGAUUGUAGUAGGUGUCAUGUUUAUUAACCGUUUAAGAAUACAAAGUUAUACCAUUAUUAAUUACUACUAUACAUUUUGUCCUA
This is a messenger RNA of Vigna radiata var. radiata (mung bean), 1335 nucleotides long. Its product is annotated as SNF1-related protein kinase catalytic subunit alpha KIN10. Lineage: Eukaryota; Viridiplantae; Streptophyta; Magnoliopsida; Fabales; Fabaceae. Gene Ontology annotation, molecular function: protein serine/threonine kinase activity; ATP binding. The transcript has 7 exons. Gene Ontology annotation, biological process: negative regulation of apoptotic process; intracellular signal transduction; protein phosphorylation. The record is from RefSeq and is a predicted model, not a curated record. Gene Ontology annotation, cellular component: cytoplasm. The coding region runs from base 108 to 1106 and encodes 332 amino acids.